This is a messenger RNA of Meloidogyne enterolobii, 2086 nucleotides long. NCBI's taxonomy places the organism in Eukaryota, Metazoa, Nematoda, Chromadorea, Rhabditida, Meloidogynidae. The record is from the annotation of a GenBank genome assembly.
UGAUAUAUACUUCCUUGAAUUUUAAAUAUCGGAAUAUUUUUUUCGGGAAAUUUAAAUCUCAUACAGCCUAAAGAAGCGCACGAAAAUGAUGAAUUAAGUGCUCGGAUAUUUCUUUUAAAUUCUUUACUAAGUUCGGUAAAAUUUUUAUCUGCAACAGCUAAUUCAGGUUGAAAUAAAACACGCAACUCAUUUGGAUAUUCCUGAAUCAUAUUUUCCAAAUUAAUUAAUUUUCCAUAGUUACAACAUUCCAAAAAUUUAUUUUCGCCAACGGUUUUGCUCUGUUCUUCACAAAAGUGUAAUGCGGGACAAUAAGAACAUUUUACAUUAAAAUUUGAAAGUUUAUAAAACUCGACACUUAAAACAUUUUGUAGUGCUGCAAUUAGAAAGUUUUUCUCUUUGUUUUUCCCUCUAAAUUUUCUAACAGAUUUCAAAUUUGAUAAACGUAAAGCAUUCUUUUCUUCUUCCGUCAUUUUUUCCCUUAAAAUUUUUCUUUUUCUGGUUCGCUCAUGAUUAUUUACUUCACUUAUGGUUUCUUUAUUGUCUAAAGAAUCAAUUACAAAAAUAUCUGAACCUUUUUUAAAAUUAAUCUCUUCAUAAAAAUUCGCUGUCCGCUUUUUAAGGGAGCUUUGAACCCUUUUUUCAAUCAGUCCGCUUUUUUCGGGAGCUUCGAACCCGUCUUUAGAACUUAAAUUGGAGGUUGAAGGUAAUUUCUCGUUGGGAAGUAUUUGCUUUAUUCUUACCAUAAUUGACUAAAAAUAGAUUAAUGUAAUAAUUAAAUCAAAUAAAAAUAGUAAUUAAUUAACGGAAAAAAAGACUUUUGAAAUAUGUUUAUAUUCACUAAUUUUUCUUUUAGAUUCAACAAACAACUUAUGAAAUUUUUUGCAAUAACUCUCUUUGUUUAUAUAAAAUUUAGUUUUUCUUCACUCAUCAGUAUAUUGUCUUAUUUCUUUAAAUUUUUCCAAAGUAUUUAUGUGUGGUUUGAGUAAAAAAUAUUUGACAGAAAACCAUUUGACCAAAUAGAAUUUUUUGCAUUAGAGACUUAUUACACCUAAAUUAGAGAGACUUGUUUACAUCUAAGUUGAAUUUUAAAAAAUUUUCCUUUAAUUUUUUUGACUCAAAUUUUGAUUUUCGAAAAAUAAACUGCCUGCGCCUAAAUGGCUGAAAAAAAAAGACUUAACGCGGCUUAAUGGCAGAUGCUUUGUUUUUUGUUUACGAUUAACUUUUUUGAUGAACAAUUCGAGAAAAAUAACUUUUUUCUCUCUUAUUUUUCUUUGUGUAAAAUUUUCGUUUCAAAAUAAAAACUCCUUUUCUAUUCAACCGGCCGAGAAAAUUGAACAUUACAGACCCAAAUAAUAUAUAAAAUUAUUAUUAUCAAAAAGUAAUUGGUAAAAUAAAUUAAUUUUCCCCCGCGUGUCACCUGAUAUAUUUUCGCGAAAUACAUUAAAGAAUAAGAAAAUUCAAAACAUGCACUAAAAAUUAUAAAAAUAGUUGAGGUAUUAAAUUGGAGAGAAAAUUUUGGAAUUUUUUGAAGAAAAGGAAAUUUGCUCUAGUAUUUUAUUUUGAAUAUUUUAAAUGAAUUUUUUAAUAUUAAAAUAGUGUUCGAAAUGUUUGAUUCGUUAUAAUUCGUCAUUUUUUUGAUGAAUGGCGGCGAUUAAAUUAGUUUAAAAAAUUCUCUCCCUAAAAUUUUUAUUUUUUACUGUAAAUAUGUAUGUGUUUAUUCACGUGUUCACUACUUUUUCUGGUGCAAAAAAUAACAUGCGAUACGCAAUGAAUCUUUUUUUGCACGUCGACCGACUAUUUUAAUCUGCCAAAAUAACGUUAAGGGGUGAAGGGACAGUGGUUCUUAAAAAAGAAUGCAGCAGCAAUAUAUAAAUUUUUUUUAUCUUUUUUUUUGUUUACUGUUUAUAUAAUUUUUUUGGGUAUUUUCGAAAGAAUUGUUGAUAAAAAAAGAGAAUCGGUUGUUGCUCACGGGGACAGCUGCUCAUUGAUGUGUUUAUUAGUAGAAAAAGUGGUUGUUUUUUUUUAUAAAUAUUUUGGUACAAGUAGUGCAAAUAACAAGAACGCGUUCUUUUUUUUCUAUUAUUUU